Messenger RNA from Ctenopharyngodon idella (grass carp), 2074 nucleotides. RefSeq names its product PRP31 pre-mRNA processing factor 31 homolog (yeast) (gene prpf31). Gene Ontology annotation, cellular component: U4 snRNP; precatalytic spliceosome; U4/U6 x U5 tri-snRNP complex. The transcript is spliced from 14 exons. The coding region runs from base 167 to 1693 and encodes 508 amino acids. The record is from RefSeq and is a predicted model, not a curated record. Lineage: Eukaryota; Metazoa; Chordata; Actinopteri; Cypriniformes; Xenocyprididae. Gene Ontology annotation, biological process: spliceosomal tri-snRNP complex assembly; mRNA splicing, via spliceosome.
AAUAAGCGUUCCUGAACACAUUUCCCAGAAGCCUUUGCUGUAAAACAUGUGACGCAUUUAGCCUGCGACUUCAGCGCGUUGUUCUGUGUUUUGCGUUGGUAAAUCGUUGCAUGUUAGCUCAUUUUCUUAUUUCUUAAAGUGAGAAGAAAAAAGACGCUCUGAAAAGAUGUCUUUAGCAGACGAGCUGCUUGCCGACUUGGAGGAGGCAGGAGAAGAAGAGGACGGGCUGUACCCCGGUGGAGAAGAGGGUGAGAGUGAUGGGGAACCCGGCGAGAGACAAACUGGGGGUCUGGAGGACAUACCCGAGGAGAUGGAGGUGGAUUACAGUGGGACGGAGAGUGUCACAUCCAUAGCAAAACUAAGACACAGCAAGCCAUUUGCUGAAAUCAUGGAUAAAAUCGGUCAAUAUGUUGGAAAUCAACGAAAGAAUUCGGAAGUGUCUGGACCUGUUGAAGCAGACCCAGAAUACAGACUCAUUGUCGCCGCCAACAAUCUGACAGUGGAAAUAGACAAUGAACUUAAUAUCAUUCACAAGUUUGUUCGUGACAAGUACUCCAAAAGAUUUCCUGAACUGGAGUCCCUUGUGCCAAAUGCACUAGAUUAUAUCAGAACUGUUAAGGAGCUGGGCAACAAUCUCGAGAAGUGCAAAAACAACGAGACUCUCCAGCAGAUCCUGACCAAUGCUACUAUCAUGGUGGUCAGUGUCACCGCCUCAACAACACAAGGAACUAUGCUUGGUGAUGAUGAGCUCCAGCGAUUGGAGGAAGCGUGUGACAUGGCCCUUGAGCUCAACCAAUCAAAACACAGGAUCUAUGAAUAUGUGGAAUCUAGGAUGUCAUUUAUUGCUCCAAAUCUUUCCAUUAUUGUCGGAGCUUCAACUGCUGCCAAGAUCAUGGGUGUUGCUGGUGGGCUGACUAACCUGUCUAAGAUGCCUGCAUGUAAUCUGAUGUUGCUGGGAGCUCAGCGGAGGACACUGUCUGGAUUCAGCAGCACAUCCCUGCUGCCCCAUACAGGCUACAUCUACCACUGUGAUGUAGUGCAGUCACUGCCUCCAGAUCUGAGGAGAAAAGCAGCUCGUCUGGUUGCAGCUAAAUGCACUCUGGCUUCUCGUGUGGACAGUUUUCAUGAGAGUUCUGAUGGCAAGGUUGGCUAUGAUCUGAAGGAAGAGAUUGAGCGAAAGUUUGAUAAAUGGCAGGAGCCCCCACCAGUCAAACAGGUGAAGCCUCUUCCAGCUCCCCUGGAUGGACAGAGGAAGAAGAGAGGAGGAAGAAGGUAUCGUAAGAUGAAAGAGAGGCUGGGUCUGACAGAAAUCAGGAAACAUGCCAACAGAAUGACAUUUGCAGAGAUCGAGGAUGAUGCUUAUCAGGAGGAUCUGGGCUUCAGUCUCGGUCAGCUGGGAAAAUCUGGCAGUGGCAGGGUCAGGCAAGCUCAGGUCAAUGACUCCACCAAGGCCAGAAUAUCCAAAUCCUUACAGCGGACACUGCAAAAGCAGAGCAUGACAUACGGUGGGAAGUCCACUGUCAGAGACCGAUCAUCUGGAACCAGCUCAAGUGUGGCCUUCACUCCUUUACAGGGGCUCGAGAUUGUGAACCCACAGGCUGCAGAAAAGAAGGUGGCCGAAGCCAAUCAGAAAUAUUUCUCCAACAUGGCUGAGUUCCUCAAGAUAAAGCGUGAAAAGGAGGACAAGGUGUGAGGCUGUACGUUAGACGGAGGAAACCAUACAUCGACAGCCAUGGACGGAUUCACACUUCAACUGCUAAUUUAUACUCUGUCACACACCCACUCAGACGGACUUGUGUGGGGAUGGUGACAUUAUGAGGACAGCAUGAGGACAUGUGACUGAAGAUCUUUUUUUUGUGCAGAAGAGGGAGAGCAACAUGUUCUGCUGUACAUUUUGAUUUUUGUUCAUUUUUCUUUUCUUUUUUUUGUGUACAAAGGAAUUGUGUUGUAUAUAAAUCACAAAGAACAUGAUAAAUGCAAGUUUUUAAUCUUUUUUUUUUUUUUUUUUUUAUACUUUUUUCAUUUUCCACUUCAGACAACGCUUACAUUGAAUAAAGUUGCUCAUCUAGUUGUA